GAAUUUAAUAAGAAAAUCAUUUCAACAAUGGCAACCUGUGGCCCAUACCGUUGCAUUAAGACACUCGGCAAAGGUGGCUUCUCUGAAGUCAAACUCGCCAGGCACUCCGAAACCGGAGCCCUCGUCGCUCUCAAAAUUAUGAAAAACUCUGGUGGCUUCGAUACUUCCAUGAUGGAACUUGUCAGGAAUGAAAUCGAUGCGAUGAAAGACCUCGAUCACCUCAACUUGGUCAAGCUGCUUGACUGGGAUGAAGACGCCAAAUAUGUCAGGCCGAGCGGCACCCAAGUCAAAGUGUUCUAUCUCGCACUCGAAUUAGUCAGUGGAGGAGAACUCUUUGACUUCAUUGCUGAAACUGGAAGAUUCACUGAGGAUGUUGCCAGAUACUACUUCCACCAGAUGAUUGAAGGCCUCGAGUACAUCCACACUCAGGGUGUCUCGCACAGAGACAUCAAGCCAGAAAACAUGAUGCUGGAUGCUGAGCACAACCUGAAGAUUGCUGACUUCGGGUUCUCAUCAAGUCAGGCUAUGAACGAGACCAAGAGAGGCACUGACGGGUACAUGGCACCGGAGAUAUACAAGGGUGUGAAGUACAGCGGUCAGAGCGUAGACUUGUUUGCGACCGGAAUAAUAUUGUUCAUCAUGGUUGCACAGCAUCCUCCAUUCACAGCUGCAUCAGCCAGAGAUCCCCACUACAAAUUGAUCAGUACUAAUAGAGUAGAUGUCUUCUGGAAGGUACAUACAAAGAGAAAAGAAGGUGGAUUAGACUAUUUCUCGGAAGAAUUUAGAGAUUUAGUUGCCUCUAUGCUAUCAUAUAAUCCUCAUGAGAGACCAUCCUUGGCUGAGAUCAAAGAGCACCCAUGGUACAAAGGACCUGUCCCAACUAAGGAAGAAAUCACCGAAGAGUUUAAUGAUAGAAGUAAUCAAUUAGCAGCUUUAAAUAAUCAGGAAGAUCAGACUAUACCAGAUCAUUCUGCUGGUGCAGGAGUUUGGCAACCCAAUGUGGUCCAAAGAUCCAUUCCAAAGGGAGAGGAAUCUAAGGCUAUAGAUAUCGAAAGAGUCUUAGCUGAUUAUGUCCCUGAACUCAAGAGAUACACAGAGUUCUACUCCACGUCAUCAGCUGAUGACUUGUUUAGAGCACUAGCAACUUAUGGUGAAGACUAUGCUCAGGAGCAUACCUUCGAUGAUGAAGAGUACAGAGCUUCUUUUAAGAUGAAAGCAAAAGCCGGUGAGACUCCGGUCGAAUUCUCCGUCAGUGUUCUAAAAGUUGAUGAUGACAAAAAAUGCAUCGAGGUAGUAAAGGAUGAUGGUGAUAAGUUCGAGUUCUAUGAAGUCUAUACUAACCUAAAGAAGUUCUUCGGAGGUCACGCCAAUACCACCUUGUAAAAU
This is a messenger RNA of Moneuplotes crassus, 1386 nucleotides long. The record is from the annotation of a GenBank genome assembly. NCBI's taxonomy places the organism in Eukaryota, Ciliophora, Spirotrichea, Euplotida, Euplotidae.